Molecule: messenger RNA, 636 nt
Organism: Trypanosoma conorhini
Lineage: Eukaryota; Euglenozoa; Kinetoplastea; Trypanosomatida; Trypanosomatidae
Exons: 1
Coding region: 1-636 (211 amino acids)
Source: RefSeq, a predicted model, not a curated record
AUGCUGUUUUCGCUCGACGGCUUGCUGGUGAAGGGGGAGGCGGGGCCGCUCUUAAGCGUGGCGGAGGGGCAGCAGCUCGUCGCCCUCUACCGCCUCUUUCACCGCCUGCACCACUCGCAGCCUGCGCGGGGGGCCGGCGUGGCCCACGCUGUGGCGCCGCAGCGCGCGUCCUUCCCUGCGUUUCUGCGCCCCGUCGUCGCCCACUCGGCGGCGGCGGCAGCGGCGGAGAGCGGGGGCAACGGCAACGCCGACGCCCUUGACUGCAUCGGCGAGGCAAGCGGCCACGAGAAGGAGGGGCUUGUCGGCGGUGGCGGUGGCGGCGGCGGCAGUCACGACGUCACGAACGGCGCGGAGUUUGUCACCGCCCCCUGCGGCAACACAAAUAGGGCGGCAAACGGGAUGGAGGAGGCGCAGUUGCGGACGCCACUGUCUUCGUGCGGCGCCGCAGGCACGUCAAGAGGGCGCAGCGGCGGUGCCGUGGAGGCAGUCGCCCUUCAAAUCUGCACUUCGCGGCGGAAGCUGUUUUGUGUUCAGCGACUUGUCCCUGAGACGGGUGACGCGGUCUUUUUUUGCGGCGGUGUAGGCGCCCACGCCGCACAGGCGCCCCCCUGCGCCGGGCGGCCACGGAGCAUGUGA